Psylliodes chrysocephalus is the source of this 1539-nucleotide messenger RNA. The record is from the annotation of a GenBank genome assembly. Lineage: Eukaryota; Metazoa; Arthropoda; Insecta; Coleoptera; Chrysomelidae.
GUACUCUUUAAAUGCCAGAGAUAAUUUUUAGGCAACCUAGAGGUUUUGUGGUGACGUCACAAAUCAUUUGAGAAACUUAGGUUGGCGAACUUGGCAAUGGAUGAGUGCCAGCGCCAACACUGUCAAGUGCCAACUGCCAAUUGCAAUGGCAGCUAAGUGACAGUGUAUUUUCUUGUGAAAAGAAAAAUAACUGUAUGUGAAAAACAUUUAUUUAAUAAUCCCUCAACUUAUAUUUUAAUAUAAAGUACAGUUGUAUUUUUUCACUCAUAAAACGUUUAAUAGAAAAGUACAAUAAAUAUGUCAUCUGGCCGGCCAAUAAAAUGUGUUGUCGUCGGAGAUGGAACUGUUGGAAAAACCUGUAUGCUCAUUUCUUACACUACAGACAGUUUUCCUGGUGAAUAUGUACCAACUGUAUUUGAUAAUUAUUCCGCCCCAAUGGUAGUAGAUGGAAUUUCGGUGAGCUUGGGACUCUGGGAUACAGCUGGACAAGAGGAUUAUGAUCGACUUAGGCCUUUAUCGUAUCCCCAGACAGAUGUUUUUCUCAUUUGUUUUAGUGUAGCAUCACCAUCCUCUUUUGAAAAUGUAACUUCCAAAUGGUAUCCAGAAAUAAAACAUCAUUGUCCAGAUGCACCUAUGAUAUUAGUUGGUACGAAAAUAGACUUAAGAGACGACAGGGAAACCCUUAAUGCUUUAGCAGACCAAGGCCUGAGUCCCAUAAAAAGGGAACAAGGACAAAAACUCUCCAAUAAAAUUCGAGCUGUCAAAUACAUGGAAUGCUCAGCUUUAACCCAAAGAGGACUGAAACAGGUGUUCGACGAGGCAGUUAGGGCUGUUCUGCGGCCCGAGCCUCAAAAAAGACGCCAACGCAAAUGUUUGGUUAUGUAACCUUGGAAUUACAUCACCAAACUUUUUUGACGAAAUGUAUAAGUUUUGAAACAUUUUUUUUUAUUGAUGUUGCGGUAGAUCUGUUUUAGAUUAAGUGAUUUCAAAAAACUUCUAAUAUUAGUAUUUUAAAGAAUAACAUAAGGAAUAAAAUAUUUAUUUAUAAAAAUCAUAAAAUUAAAAGUUAGAAGAUUAUUAUGAUUAACUUCUAAAUAAUAUAUUAUUUUUUAUGAAAUUAUGAAAAAAUUUUAUAGAAGUUAUUUGAAAUUACACUUUUGAAAAGGGUAGGGUUCAAUGUUUUUACAAAAGAGACAUGAGUCAGAAACACAGCUUUUUUAAAAGGCUUCUAUCACUGAUCUGUAUUAUUUUACUGGAUAGGAUAUAGCCCCCUAAAAAACGUUCCGAAAAAUUGGCCGAUUUGGGCAAAUAAUAUGGCGGACCGGAUGUUAUUUAACGUAACCUCUAUUUCCAUUUGUCAUCACAUUUGUCAUUUAAUUGUGUCAACAAGCUACGAUGAGAUGUUUUUAUUGUGGAAAACAAAGUAAAAAGAGUAUGAAAUAAACAAUAAACGUUCAUUCCUGAAGACACAAUAUGCUUCACGUUUCCAUUUUUAUAUUUUCUUUCAUAAAAAAUCAAAUCAUGGGUGAAAUUUCCCGA